AUGGAUACUACAACAAAUAAUGAUAUUAUUCUCGAUAAACAAUCGAAUAAAAUCAGUGAUAAUAAAAUAAUUUCGUGUUUGAGAGAAAAAAAAUCAUCGACAUUGGUCUUUUGGCAACGAUUAAAAGUGGGAACAAGUCUUCGGAAUUUGUUUCGAUAUGCUACUCUUAUCGAUAUAUUUUAUAUAUUAUUGGCAACGAUGGCUUCAUGUUGUGUUGGUGUUAUUUUGCCAAUACAAGUGGUUGUGUUUGGUAAUUCAAUCAAUUCGUUUACUGAUCGAUCAUCAAACUUGUGUUCCAUGAAUCUCACUUCACUUGGCCAACAAUAUUGUCCAUCAGAAAUAGAACUGACUUCGACGAAUUUCUACAGAUUACAGUCAUUAUGUAAUUUUACUAAUACAAAUUUCACUAGUAAUAAUUAUAAUUUCAAAGAUCAAACAAAAAAUCAGGUGAUAUUUCUGGUUAUAAUUGGUUUUAUUAGUCUUAUCUGUGAAUAUAUUCGAAUAACAUUCUUUAACAUAACAGCUGAACGACAAAGUCGAAAUAUAAAACGAAGAUUAUUUGAAGCAAUUCUAAAAAAAGAUAUUGUUUAUUUUGAUAAACAUAAAACUGGUGAACUUAAUUCACUUUUAAUCGAUGAUGUUAAUAAAAUCCGUGACGGUCUCGGUGAUAAACUUGGUUUUAUUAUAGAAAUAUUUUCAAAUAUUUUAAGUAGUCUAAUUGUUGGUUUUAUUUUUGGAUGGCAAUUAACAAUAGUUAUGAUAGCUGUAUCACCGUUAAUACUUGCAGCAUUCAUUAUUACAUCAAAUAUCAUUACAAAGAUGUCUUUAGUUGAAUUACGAGCACAUGGAAAAGCUGGUGUAAUUGCUGAAGAGGUUAUUAGUUCUAUUCGUACUGUUUUUUCUUAUAAUGGUCAAGGAAGAGAGAUGCAAAGAUAUGAAAAACAUCUUGAUGAUGCUAAGAAAUGUAACAUUAGAAAAUAUACAAUUGAUGGUAUUACUCGUGGUAUACAAGUAUUUCUUUAUCGAGGUUUACAUGCAUUAAGUAUGUUGAUGACUUGA
Adineta ricciae is the source of this 1059-nucleotide messenger RNA. Lineage: Eukaryota; Metazoa; Rotifera; Eurotatoria; Adinetida; Adinetidae. The record is from the annotation of a GenBank genome assembly.